AUGGUGCUUGGAGCUAAUCCUCCAUUUGCUAUUUUUGAAGGAUUCAUUAAGAGGAUUUGGGGUAAGCUAGGUAUUGAUAGAAUAACGCGAUUGAAUGCUGGGUUUACUCUAGUGAAAUUUAGAGAUGAAGCAACUAGAGAUUUGGUUUUGGAAGCUGGGGUUCUGCAUUUUGAUAGAAAACCAGUGAUAGUGAAGCCUUGGUCUGCUGAUUUAGACACUGUAAAGGCAGUGAAAUCUGUUCCAGUUUGGAUUAGGUUACCGGGGCUUGGACUACAAUAUUGGGAGGAAGUGCCUAAAUCCAUUCAGUUUAUCAAUGAAAAAGGGCAGCUAAUGGAGCAACUAUUGGACUUUGAAUGGAUUCCAACUCAAUGUAAGAGUUGUAGGGUUUAUGGUCAUACUGAGAAUAUGUUUAACAGGAAACAAAGUGAGACCUGGAGGCCGAAAGUCAGAAAUGAUGAGGAUGAGACUAAGCAAGACCCCAAGGAGAAGCAAUCAGUAACAGGGGUUAAAGAUGUUCCUAAUGAAGGUAGUGAUGUUGGUCAAAAGAAGAUAGCCACUAUGGAAGGGUCUGAGUCCCAGGCUUUAUCAAAGCAUCAUGGCACUUUGGCAAAUUCAGAGAAACAAUGUGACAAGAAUGUUAGCGAAUCCAGCGAGAGAUCUCCUUCAGAAUGGACUACCCCUAAAAGGGUGGGGGGAAAUAAGAAGCGAGUUCUGCACUCACAGAACAAACUGAAGAACUCAUAUAGUGCAUUGCAAGAGAAGGUUAUGGAGGUUACAAACAUGGGUACAGCUUCUGAAGGUAGGAUCCUUCUUAUUUGGCAGAGACAGAGUAUCUCUGUUGAGGUUUUGAAGGAAAGUGACCAGUUAGUUCAUGUCCUUAUUAAAGAAGUGAGAUCUAAUAAGCAGUGUUGUGUUACUUUUGUGUAUGGUAGGAAUUCUAUUGAGGAAAGAAGGCAGAUGUGGGAGGAUCUUUCUGUUCUAUGUUUUCCAGCCACUCCUUGGCUUGUGGCUGGUGAUUUUAAUGCGGUUUUUGAGUAUACAGAUAGAGUUGGUGGCCAUACUAUCACUACUAUGGAAUUUAUGGAUGCUCAAAAUUGGAGAGAAUUGGGGUUGGUUGACGAGAUGCGCUCUAAAGGUUCUCAUUUCACUUGGACUAACAAGCAAGCUAAUGAGGACAGAAUCUACUCUAAGCUGGACAGAAUUUUCAUAAAUGAAGCUUGGUUGGAUUUAUUCCCUCAUGCUAAAGCUGUUGUUAACUGGGAGUUAUUUUCUGAUCAUUGUUUCUGUGUUAUUAAAGCAUGA
Messenger RNA from Humulus lupulus (European hop), 1302 nucleotides. RefSeq lists its product as uncharacterized. The transcript has 3 exons. The coding region runs from base 1 to 1302 and encodes 433 amino acids. The record is from RefSeq and is a predicted model, not a curated record. NCBI's taxonomy places the organism in Eukaryota, Viridiplantae, Streptophyta, Magnoliopsida, Rosales, Cannabaceae.